Messenger RNA from Suncus etruscus (white-toothed pygmy shrew), 960 nucleotides. Its product is annotated as olfactory receptor 1440-like. Gene Ontology annotation, molecular function: G protein-coupled receptor activity; odorant binding; olfactory receptor activity. The coding region runs from base 1 to 960 and encodes 319 amino acids. The record is from RefSeq and is a predicted model, not a curated record. The transcript is spliced from 2 exons. Gene Ontology annotation, cellular component: membrane. Gene Ontology annotation, biological process: sensory perception of smell; G protein-coupled receptor signaling pathway. Lineage: Eukaryota; Metazoa; Chordata; Mammalia; Eulipotyphla; Soricidae.
AUGAGAACAAGGAGUGUUGGUGGGGAUAGAAACCACACCUUUGUGACCUUCUUUAUUUUUAUGGGACUCGUAGAAGACAAAAAACUGCAACUCAUACUUUUCCCUAUCUUCUUAAUGACCUAUGUGGUGACCCUUAUCUGGAACCUGGGUCUUAUCAUUUUAAUCAGACUGGACACCCAACUGCAAACUCCAAUGUACUUCUUUGUCAGUUCCUUGUCUUUUAUGGACAUCUGUUAUUCUACAUCUGUUAGCCCAAAAAUGCUUUCCGACAUUUUCAAAGAUGAGAAAAGAAUUUCUUUCAUUGCUUGUGCCGCCCAGUAUUUUUUUGCUUCUUCAAUGGCUCAGGGUGAGUGUUUUGUCUUGGCUGCCAUGGCCUAUGACAGAUAUGUGGCUAUUGGGAAACCAUUGCAGUACACAACCAUCAUGUCACCUGGGCGUUGUUGGAUGCUGGUUAUUUAUGCCUAUGCCAGUGGUAUGCUUUGUAGUUUAGCUGAAUCCAUUACUACUUUUACUCUUUACUACUGUGGACCAAAUGUCAUUUCACAUUUUGUAUGUAAUAUAUCUGAGAUUGUUGCCCUGGCUUGCUCUGAUCCUUUUUACAGUGAUAUGACUAUGUUUGUUAUAGCUAUUAUAGUUGGCUUUGGUUCUUUGCUUUUUAUUAUUUUAUCCUAUAUCUUUAUUGCAGUUUCCAUUCUGAAACUAUCUUCUGGUAAAGGUAGUUCCAAAGCCUUUAAUACCUGUGUUUCCCAUAUUACAGUUGUGACACUUUACUAUGGAUCAAGCCUUGCAGUGUAUUUGCACCCUACUUCCAGUCACUCUAGAAUAAAGGACAAGGUCAUGUCAUUAUUUUAUGCUCUUCUCAUCCCCAUGAUAAAUCCUCUUAUCUAUAGUCUGAGGAACAAAGAGAUCAAAGAUUCCCUAAAGAGGGUGAUGAAGAGGGCUGCACAUAAACUUCACUGA